CAUUUACUUUAAUUACAAUUGUUUUGUAACAUUUUAAUUGUGUUUUUCAAACAUUACAUUUGAGACAUACUUUUGAAAUAUUUAUAAACUAAAUAUUAUUGUCGAUUAUAUGACCGAUAUUUCAAUGAUUUAAAUAUUAGUUAUUAUAACAAACAAUAGAUAAAACAUUUGCCAAUAAAUAUCAAUUGAUUUGUUAUAACAUAUGAGCUCUCAGAAUCGAUUGCUGAUCAAAGGCGGACGUAUUGUCAACGACGACAAUAUCUUCGACGCCGAUGUCUAUAUUGAAGAGGGAAUCAUCAGACAAAUUGGUCCGCAUUUGACAGUUCCCGGGGGUGUGAAGACCAUCGAAGCCAAGGGCCAGUAUGUGAUCCCCGGAGGCAUUGAUCCGCACACUCACAUGCAGUUGCCGUUUAUGGGAACGCGAGCUAUCGAUGACUUCUACACCGGAACAAAGGCAGCGCUGGCCGGCGGCACCACUCUUAUCAUCGACUUUGCCGUUCCUGAGGCUAAUAAUCCGAGUCUUGUGAAUGCGUACAAGAAGUGGCGGAAUUGGGCCGACGAACGCGUUUGUUGUGAUUACAGUCUUCACGUCGCGGUCACCGACUGGAAGGCCGGCGAAACCGACGCCGAAAUGGCAGCUCUGGUGAAGGAUAAUGGCGUCAAUUCAUUCAAAUGUUUUAUGGCUUACAAAAACGUUUUGAUGAUAAAUGACUCGCAAAUGAUACAAGUAUUUGACACGUGCAGAGACAUCGGCGCCUUAGCUCAGGUCCACGCGGAGAACGGAGACAUCAUUGACGCCAACACUAAAAGACUACUUAGUUUGGGAAUCACUGGCCCUGAAGGCCAUCUGCAGAGUCGUCCCGAAGAGGUCGAAGCCGAGGCAACCAAUCGGGCCAUUGUUUUGGCCAACGAAAUGAAUUGUCCGCUAUAUGUGGUUCAUGUGAUGAGCAAAAUGGCAGCCGAUGUCAUAGCGAACGCCCGUAUGAGAGGUGUCAUUGUUUUUGGCGAGGCUUUGGCUGCAGGUAUUGGAACCGAUGGAAGUCAUCACUACAACAGAUGUUGGAGACACGCGGCCGCUCACGUCAUGGCACCACCUCUUAGGGCCGACAGAAGCACUUCUGAGCAUUUGUUGGAUUUGUUGAGCUCGGGUCAGUUGCAGACAACCGGUUCCGAUCACUGCGUCUUCAAUGCCGAACAGAAAGCUUUGGGAUCCAAAGACUUCUCCAAAAUACCAAACGGUGUGAAUGGAGUGGAAGAGCGGCUAAUGGUGUUGUGGGAAAAGGGUGUCCGCACCGGUAAACUGGAUCCGUCUCAGUUCGUGGCCCUCACGAGUACUAACGCCGCGAAAAUAUUCAAUUUGUAUCCACGAAAGGGAAGAAUAGCCGUCGGCUCUGACGCCGAUGUUGUCAUUUGGGGAUCAAAGCCGAGAGUUAUUAAAGCAGAGAAUCACAACUCAGCCGUCGAUUUUAACAUAUUUGAAGGAAUGUCCGUUGCGUUCGGGCCUUUGGUUGUCAUCAGUAACGGAAAGGUUGUGUUGGAUGAGGACGGCCUCCAUGUCAGUCAAGGAAGUGGUCGUUUCGUUCCGUGUCCUCCAUUUGCUGCUCACGUUUACAACAAUAUUAAGGAAAGAGAAAAAAUUGGUCCGAUUUGUGUCGAUAGAAGUGGAAUCGAGGCCAAGAAAGCGGCGGCCGUUACUGAGGCCACGAACGGCGUGGCGAAGAUAGCCAUCGCUCCGGUAGUGAUUUCGGAGCCCAUUAUCACUGCUUCGCACAUAUCUGGAGACGAAACUCAAUCACUACAAUCCGAGGCUUCGGGCGGUUUCUUCCGCGCGCCCACAAGAAGUGGUGUCCGAAACCUUCAGGACUCGUCGUUCAACUUUUCUGGCGCUCAGAUCGAUGACGACAAACAGGGAAAGACCGCUAUUCGCGUCCACAACCCUCCCGGCGGCCGCUCGAGUGGCAUCUGGUAGUCAUCCCAACACCGCUUCCAAACGCACGGCAUCUCUCACUAAAUGUGUUUCUCUUAAGUGCUUCUUAUCUUUUUAUUAUACAUUCCUUUCGAUUAAGUAUUUUAUUUCAAAAUUAUUACGAAUUAUAUGUUUGUCACAAAUGAAUGAAUAAAUCAAAAAGUUUUCUCAAAAA
Molecule: messenger RNA, 2141 nt
Organism: Medioppia subpectinata
Lineage: Eukaryota; Metazoa; Arthropoda; Arachnida; Sarcoptiformes; Oppiidae
Source: the annotation of a GenBank genome assembly